Messenger RNA from Peniophora sp. CBMAI 1063, 1851 nucleotides. The record is from the annotation of a GenBank genome assembly. Lineage: Eukaryota; Fungi; Basidiomycota; Agaricomycetes; Russulales; Peniophoraceae.
AUGGACGCGUUCGAGGACGACAACCCGUUCGCGCAGGACACAACCGCCCAGUCCUCCAACUCCUCAGAAGACCAUGUGACCGUCUCGAUACCCUCCUCUCCCAACGCACCCGCCUCCGCCUCCAGGGAACAGUCAUACUUAUCCCCUACUUCGCCCACAAGACCGCCCUUCCCUUCGCCUGGCACUGGUGGAUUUCCUAGACAGUCUGGAAAGGACGAUUAUUGCUGCUACCGCGAUCAGUGGUUGCACGGUGACGAUGCGGAGGUUCUGAUCGUUGAUGCGGUAAAGACGAGCGAACAUGCGUCCUCGCCAUACAUCGCAUACGUCAUCAAGUCCGGCAACGCAACUGCACGGCACCGGUAUUCCGAGUUCGAGUCUCUCAGGAACGGGCUUACUCGGCUCUACCCGACGCUCAUCAUCCCGCCCAUACCCUCCAAGCAGAGCAUCGGCGAGUAUGCGAUCAAACAGGGAAAGGCGAAGGAAGACGCGAACAUGAUCGCCAGGCGCCGUCGCAUGCUUCAGACGUUCCUCAACCGUAUCUCUCGCCACCCCAUCCUGUCCAACGAGCACGUCUUUCACCGAUUUCUCGACGGUGAAGUAUCAUGGUCGGAAAUCAUGAACUCGCCACCCUUGAGCCUACUUCCCAAGAACCUUCUGAAGGCGCCCGCACACAAUCCUACCGACCCUCAAGCAUCACCCGCAUAUCAAGCCUUGCCUAAUCCAUCCGCACUACAUCCUCUACGUCGCCCGGAUCAACGCUUCAUGGACUCUGAGGUAUUCACCAACAAGUUCGCUGCACAUCUCGGUGGCCCGAUGGAGAAGGUCACCAGACGGACGAUGAAGCGGUGGUCAGAGUUCGCACAAGACCAUAUGGACCUGGGCGCAGCAUGGAACGGCUUCAGCUUAAACGAGACCGGUCAAUUGGCUACUGCUAUCGAGAAGUCGGGCCAAGCGAUCGACGCGACGUACAUGUCUACCGCUCGCCUCAUGCAGGACCUCGAGCAGAACUGGCAAGAGCCCCUGCACGAAUACGCCCAAUUCGCGAGCAUAAUCAAGCGCUUACUCGCAUAUCGCCACCAGAAGCACGUUCAGCUCGAGAUGACCCAGGACGCGCUUGAGGCGCGCAAAGAGCAGCUUACGGAACUUGAGAAGUCCGAGCAGGAGGCGAGGAGGCUUGAGGAGGCGCUUGGGAGGGGGCGUGUGGCUGGCGGGUAUGGAGGUGGCGGUGCUGCAGUGGGAAGUCCCACGAAUGGGGGAAGGACUUCAUCUGCUGCUGCCGAGGGCGCGGAGGAGGGUGAAGGCACGGGCACGAAGCCAGGGCCAGAGGAUGAAGACCCGGAAGACGCCGAUCCGGCAUCAUCCUACCUCCCUCCUCACCCCGGUCCUUCCCCUCCCACCUCUCGCCGACGCGUACCAGGAAUGGGCCUCCUCAAUGCCCUCUCCUACACCCUUCACGGCAUGAUGGAUGCCGACCCCGAAACGGCGCGUCGCGCGGGCAUCGGGAAGACGAGGGAGAACAUCGGGCAGUUGGAAGACGCGCUGCAUCUGGCGGCGCAGGAUCUGAAGUACGCGAGCUCGACGAUUCAGGCGGAUUUGGAUCGGUUUCAGAGGCAGAAGGUUGCGGAUCUGAGGAGGAUGGGCAUUGAAAUGGCUAAGAGUCAUAGGGAUUGGUGUAAGAAGAAUCUGGAAGCUUGGGAAGAUGCGCGCCGCGAGAUCGCGCUCAUCCCGGACCACCCGAAUCGCGCACCGCCACCCGCUGAGCCGCUCGCUGGCCCGAGUACGAGUACGGAUGCGAAUGGAGCGGGACCGAGUACGCGUCGCGAUUCGACUGCUACUGCUACGGGGCGGUAA